GCUGAAUAUUUGUAGUUUCCUUCGUUUCCGUCGCGAUCAGACACCAAUUUCGUGAGAUUUCACUCUUUCGGACCCAGUUGUUAAACAAAAGUCGUAGAUAAUUUCAUCCCUUGUACCUUAAGAGCGUAUGAGAAGUUAAGGGUUUUCAACAAGUUGAGUGGUACCACUAAUAAUUUACAAAAUACUGUAAAAGUGGUAAACAAAAUUCACUUAUGUCAGUUAGUAUAUAAGGUUCCUAAUUUCUUCCGUUUGAAAAGCACUUUCGAGAAAUGACAAUUGUGAUAAUCGUGUGUUCAUAUUGCUUCAGUUUGAAUAAGUGUGGAGCAGUUUUCAAAAAUUGUACAUCGUGGUGAAUAAAUCAACCUUCUUGAGUGAGCUGUAUUUUCCAUUUUAGUGAAAACCUGUAACCCUUUCUUGUAUCGAGAUAAUAUCUUGUUGAAACCCCGAUUGAGGAAUAUCUGAUAAUAACGGAAAAGGAUCCACAUAUCCAGCCUCUCAAGUUUGGAGAACGUUCCCAGCAUGUCAGCACCAUCCACACUAUUAGUGCCGUAGAAAACCGGAGACUUCAACGCCUGUGUGUGGUCCUUCUUGCUGCUGGAAUCAGCGAGUUCAGUGGAUCCCUUCUUGACCGGGGGACCUUGGGCGCACGCAGUGGGUUAUUUCAUUCUAGAGAUUGAGAUCGAGGAUACAAGGCGAAGAGGAAGAACAAAAAGAGAAAAAGAAAGAGGAAAAUGGAGUGAAGCAAGACAAACCAUCCGCUUGAGACAUAUGAUACUUCCCUAAGGGUUUUCCGUUCAAGAAUACACUCAAAACAAAGGACCAACCAAUUUCUACCUGAUCAAUUUGGGAGGAUGUUGCUCCGAAAUCAACCCCCAUGCCGUCGCUGUCGACUUCGUCGGCGACAAGCUUUCGCCGUUUUGGGAAGUAAUAAUCACAGAAGUCUAAAUGUCUGAGCCAGGAUUAUCAUUUCAAAAGUUCGAAUCAGCAGAUACUUGCAAAAAAAUAAGAGCCACGUGGGUGUUCAACGCUGUUUCUUGAUACCGAGUCCCUUAUACAUAUUCUAGUCCCAGAAAAAGUGAUACUUUCGUAUCUCUCCUUUCUCCACUUGCAUACUACAUACAGUGCACAAUUUUCUUUAUUUUUCCUUGCCAGAGUUUGUGUCACGCGAGCAAGUGAAUGGAACGGAAACAAAAUCGAUGUGUAGUGUGACUUUUAUCUUUAAACAAUUGAUAUAUCGUGGAUUAAUCUUCUUUGGAUGUCACAGCAUGGGGGAAAUGAGUGUAACAGUGAGCAGUACAGGUUCGAGUAGCACUAAUAGUGUAAAUCCUAGUAUAAACGACAUGGACUGGUUUGCUGGGGUGGCGGAAGAGGAGUUAUUUUAUUAUACUGGGGGUAUCGAUAUGGAUUCUUUAUGGGCUGUGAUAGGAAGUUUUGUUCCACCUCCACCUAGACCGCCUUAUCUUCCUGAGGAAGGUAUCGCGACAGAUGGACUUACCACCUGUGACCUUUGUUCCUGGGCAUUGAGAAAUGACAGGCAUUCUUUCUCUCUCGAUGGUACUCUCGAGGCACCUGGCGAACUCGGAUGGGUCCUGACCUUGGUGAUCGUAUCUCUAGUGUCAGCAGGUAUCGGCGCUGUCGUCAUGGUCACGCUUCUUCAUUGCCGAAGACUUAAAAGUACCGGUGGCAGAGCAAGUUGCUUUGGCAUUGGCGUCGAAGAUGAAACCAACCAUGAAUCUGGGAAUCUAAGUGGUGGAGGUGCAGGUGGCGGUGGCAUUUCCGUGAUACCCGAUAGACCGCCACUCGAGUUAGAUAAAUUACCACCUUAUCAUGAUGUCGCGCCGAGUCCUGGUCAUAAUGUGUGGUCCUGGUUGGGUUCAAGGCGUGGUGGUGGUGCACCGGGUGUCGUCGCGACACCCCUUUCGCUGCCACAACACCGACGAGCAAUGAAUCUCCCGGUGGAGAAUCAUUACACUCACAUGCAAACCGAUGAGGCUCUGUACGCUGAACUGGACUCUCAGGCGACCAGUUAUGCCAGUGAUCUACAACUACAAAUACGAGGAAGCUCCACGUACGGUACAACUUCCGGUGGCCAGGAUGAUGAGUACCACGAAUUGGAUGCAGCGAGAUUACAUCGUCAUUAUGGUGAGGGGAAUGGUGACAGCACGCUCCCGAGAGAUGCUCUUCGUACACGACAUAGUCAAAGGUUACGGGAACCAGAUUAUGAGAUGUACGAAAAUGGUCCUACGACCCCUGUACCUCCUAAUCAACUUCCACAUCAUCAUCAUCACCAUCAUCAUAACUCGCCGAUGCGAAUCAAUGGGGCUCCUGGCGAACAUCCAUCCUACCAAAACACGGCAUAUACUGGAAGUGACGCCGAACCUGAUGGACCAACGUUAAGCAGUGCACCAAGUAGUGCAUAUUAUAGUGAUCUUAGUUCCAAUUCAACCAAUCAACAAAUGCCACCGCCAGUCCUUUCAGCGACAACUCUCACCCUUAAUCCACAAACAUUAGAAAGCCCACAAUACAGGCUAGCCGCGAUAAACGAAACCACAGUGUCAUCGGAUUACAUUUAGAAUUCUGUUAAGGAGCGUAUAAACUUUGAUCUUAUCCUACUCUUGACCAAGAAUUACCUCGCCAUUUCCUUCUUUCUUUCCUAAAAAAGAAAACAAGAAAUUGUCCCGGCGUACGUUUUUCACCUCGAAAUGUCGCCCAUAAAAGGCGCUAGUUGGACGCAUGUGAUCCUGGUCAGUGUAUUAUCUAUCGACGCGUUUGGAGAUCAAAGAAAUAAGUCACGUAUGUGACGAUUUUCUAAUUGAAUAGAGGAAAUAGGUACUGAUUGUAAAUAGUUGAAGAAUUAAAAUUUAGAGUCAACUUUGUAAAAAGAGAACUUGUAUUUUACGGUUGAGUGAAAAUCAAUUUAAAUUAUUUGUAUAAGUGUGUAUGUUGUGUGUGAGUGAUGGUUUCUUUACCAAACUGCUGGUAGGUUUAUUUAAGAAGAGAGAGAAACAGAGAGGACAAUAGAGAGUUUUAGGGAUGGCCACAAAAUCCAUAUUUUUACGGAAAUAAGAACAUCUCCUGCGCAAUAGGUUUCUGGCAUGUGGUAUUUAAAAUCAUUUAACCAUCAUAAUUCUUGAACUUUUUAACCGUGAAACUUUAUAUUGUUUUUGAAAACUUCUGCCCGCGGCCGUUUCUGCGACAUAUGAACAAAGAUUAGAUCCCGACAGAGGCGUAAAUUUAAGAGUUCAGUUCUGCAAAACCCAUUGAUGUUUAAUUCGCUGCAAAGUAAUUUAACAGUAUCACUUCUUCUAGACUCAAGCUAUCCCGCUUGAGCGAAAUUACGCAGAUUAAAGAUAAUCAGCUUUAUCGCCUCGGUCCUAAACACUGAAAUUACGAAAUUUCCAGCAAUCGUAAGUGCAGCGGCUACUAGCAGUAAUUAUUGUGAAUAUUAAUAGAACUGAUAAAUUUGUUGAAAAGAAUUAACGCUAAUAUUUUUGCAUCUUUAUAUAACUUUUUGUCCGAAAGACUUCUUGCCAAAAAAAGAUGAUAGUGAGAAAAUUAGACCUGAAUCACUUCUUAAAAUGUAUUUAGUAUGACCUUCAAUGGAGUAUGUUCAAGAUUAUAAUUGCAAAACAGAUUGUAAGUAAACUAGAAUGUUCAAUUCUUCCAUUAAAAAUUUAAAUCU
Molecule: messenger RNA, 3682 nt
Organism: Belonocnema kinseyi
Lineage: Eukaryota; Metazoa; Arthropoda; Insecta; Hymenoptera; Cynipidae
Exons: 7
Coding region: 1197-2573 (458 amino acids)
Source: RefSeq, a predicted model, not a curated record